GAGAAUACGACUUAUUAAGCGACGUUAUUAAAUGUCAACGAUUUGUAGAGGUUGCAAUAAUACGAAAACUUAUACCAAAGAAAAUGGCUGUGCAAUUAACAAAUAUGGAAGAAGAAAAGUAUACCGCCGGAAUGAUUCUUAGCGGUGUUGGAGAUGCAUUGGGAUACAGAAGAGGCAAUUGGGAAUUUUGUUUGGAUGGGAAUAUUAUUCACGAAGAGCUAAAGCAUCUGGGGGGUCUUUCGAAACUGAAAGUUGAUACGAAAGAAUGGAUGGUCAGUGACGAUACUGUAAUGCAUUUAGCAACCGCUGACGCUCUCAUAAAACACAAGCAAAGUGUUGAUAAAUUAAAGUUAUACCAGGACAUUGCAAACAAUUACAUUCGUUGCAUGAAUGACAUGGUCGGAAGGGCGCCAGGAAUAACAUGUAAAGAAAUGUGCAGACGUCUUCAACCCGACAAACUUCCAAAUGGUUUGAGAAUUCCGUUUAAUACGAGAGGUGGUGGAUGUGGUGCUGCGAUGAGGUCUAUGUGUAUCGGGUUGAGAUUUCCACACGAUGUGCAAGUCAACGAUUUAGUUGAAAUAAGCAUAGAGUCAGGAAGGCUUACUCACCAUCAUCCAACUGGAUACCUUGGCUCACUGGCAGCAGCUCUAUUCACAUCAUACGCUGUUCAAGACAGGCCACUAAAAGAAUGGGGUAAAGGAUUGUUAACAACACUUGAGAUUGCUAAAGACUAUGUAUCACAGGAAAAAGAAAACUUACAUCCAGACAUAGACACUAUACAGCAAAAUAUUGAUCACUGGAAUUAUUUUCAAGCGAAAUGGGAAUUCUUCCUCCGAAUGAGAAAUAUAUCAGACGGACAAUCCGAUCCAAUUUUUUCACCGGACGAAUACCAAGUAAAGAAACGUGACCAGAUGUACCGCAUGCUUAGUUAUGACGACAUCGGCGGGGCAAGUGGUCAUGAUGCACCAAUGAUCGCAUAUGAUGCAUUAUUAGCUUGCAAAGGAAACUGGGAUGAUUUAUGUCAUCGAGCAAUGUUUCAUGGGGGCGACAGUGAUAGCACUGGUGUUAUUGCAGGAUGUCUUUAUGGUGUUUUGUACGGAAUUGAUGCAGUCCACAAGAAGAACUAUAAAGGGCUAGAAUAUUUUGACAGAUUGAAAAAUGUUGGCAAAAAAUUGUUUCAUCUAGCAAAAGAGGCAAAGUUUAUGACAACUACAAUCGAAUUAAAACCAGACAAUGAUGAGAAGUUAAAAUAUUGUGAUAAAGAUGGUGCUACUAAAUCAUCUUUCUCUGAGUCGUUUAUCGAAGCCGGAGCAAAUCCAGACACCGAAACAGAAUAGACAAAUGCAUGUUCUGUCACGUCAAGUAAAUAAUACUUUGAUGAACAAGUAACAAAAACAAAUUCAUGUUAAGAAGUAUAAGGAUUCUAAAAGCAAACAUAAGCAAAACGAAAACAAUAUAUAGACUAUGAAAAGCCUUUUGGAAAAAUAUAGACGUUUUUAUAAAAAAAAAAUGUUAUCUACCUUUUAUAACAUCAUGUAAUUCUUUAUCUUUCCUUUCGUCUAAUAAAAAACAUAUAUUUGA
Messenger RNA from Ruditapes philippinarum (Manila clam), 1581 nucleotides. Its product is annotated as ADP-ribosylhydrolase ARH1-like. The record is from RefSeq and is a predicted model, not a curated record. The transcript has a single exon. The coding region runs from base 84 to 1337 and encodes 417 amino acids. NCBI's taxonomy places the organism in Eukaryota, Metazoa, Mollusca, Bivalvia, Venerida, Veneridae.